CAUGGUGAUUACCAAUAGCGAGGCUGAGAAGGAUCUGGGUCCUCUCACGAUAAAAGGUGUUGCUUGAUUCCUCGAGGCUUCAGGGUCAAUAAUCAUCCGAUAGACUCUCGUAUCCUAAUCAUAGGACAUAGGAGAACGUACAUGUGGAACUGAGGGGGACGGAUAUCCACGUUUUUGAUAUAUAGCCAGAUAAACCAGGUUUGCAGACAUCCAAGUAUUUUAACGGUAUGCAUGAUGAGUCGAUCUUCAAAUGAGGUUUCAAUGCUACAGCUCAUCGAUCUCAUUAGUCGCUGGGUUGGCGGUUUGGCUUUAUGACUAUUGUAUCACAUCGGGAACUGAGGUGGUCCUUAAUGAGCAUCAUAAAGUUAAACCAUUUCUUAGACGUCGUCAACAGAUUCACUGGGUCUGGGGGAGACAAUGGAAAACUACCCGGAUCAUGUUUACACUUGCCCGUUACCUGCCAUUCAUAGGGGCUGUUAUGACUGUAUAUUCUGCUGUGGUGACUCGUACGGGCAAUUGUGAACCCUUCGAUACGGCGGAAAACAUCAUACACAUCGUGGGCAUUGUCGCUGCAGAAGGCUUACUAGUUCAGCGAACUUACACGUUUUGGGAAGGUAGUAAGCAAUUACUUGCCGGGCUUCUAGGACUCGCUGCAAUCCUUAUUGCAAUGGCUAUUUUUGUGCCAACUCAAGUGCAGGCUCCGGAAGGCUACACAAAUCCUGGGAGUUGCCUAUUUUUUGAUGGUAGAACAGGCGCGAUAGUAUAUGGGUUUUUGUUACUGUUCGAAUUCAUCCUGUUAUUUUUGAUCAUAUACAAAAGAUUCAAAAAUUAUCGCUUUACCAACAGCUCCGUGAUCAUCACUCUCUAUCUCGAUGGGAUCAUGUAUAUUAGCUGUAUAAUAUUGAUUACGUUGGCAAAUAUUCUCCUAACUGUUUCUGUUCCAGUUGGAUACAUCAAUUCACUCGAUACAUUGCAGAUCGUCGUACACAGCGUCCUAGCAUCUCGCAUUCUAUUCAACCUGCGUCGGACAGAUGCCCUAGGACCCGCUAUGCGCUGUGAGACCCUGAUGCCUCUGGUGGAUUCUGAUGGUCGUGCUACCUCAGUACUUCAGUCGUAAGGAGUUUCAUCGCGGAUGAAAUACCUUCCGCAGAAUUGCAAUUGGAGCUACGAGCUCGCAUGAAGUCGGUUAUCCUGUGUUUUAUAUUACAAAAAUCUUCCAAAUUCGUUUCACCCCACCAAAACUGGUAUUACGUUGCACAAGUUUUACAUCGUUAGGAUCUUGUUAGCCUUCAUGACCAGUAUACAAAUACAAAUACAGGUGACUUCUUGACAGCGCAACACCUCCCAUCUCUCUCAGGCUCAACCACGAGGAAUUCUAAUACGGUAACUUC
Messenger RNA from Serpula lacrymans var. lacrymans S7.9, 1391 nucleotides. RefSeq lists its product as uncharacterized. NCBI's taxonomy places the organism in Eukaryota, Fungi, Basidiomycota, Agaricomycetes, Boletales, Serpulaceae. Bases 251 to 1117 code for a protein of 288 amino acids. The transcript is spliced from 14 exons. The record is from RefSeq and is a predicted model, not a curated record.